Aureobasidium melanogenum CBS 110374 is the source of this 978-nucleotide messenger RNA. RefSeq lists its product as uncharacterized. The record is from RefSeq and is a predicted model, not a curated record. Lineage: Eukaryota; Fungi; Ascomycota; Dothideomycetes; Dothideales; Saccotheciaceae. The transcript has a single exon. Bases 1 to 978 code for a protein of 325 amino acids.
AUGGGACAAUCCAUGCUAGGCUGGAAAGCGGACGACUUCUUCAUCGCCGUCAACAAGCAACUGAACUCUCUUGAUCCGGAAACUAUCCAUGAGGCGUGCAAAUCGUUCCAGCAUAUGACAGAAGUGGCCUCCCAGUCUCUACUUAAGGCCUUUGAGAUGUUCACGCUUAUCCUGCUAUUCACGGUGUUUGCGAUUUCUCUGGCUACCUUCGCCAUGACACGCAUCAUGAGAAACCUGAACAAGCAUGUACAGAAGGUAUCUGCCAGUCUACAAAUCCUCAACACCAAUAUCACAAGCCAAGGAGUACUCAAUCAUCAACGCCUGUUUGCUGAAGCAGUGUACAACUUCAUUGUCCUGCAACACGUGCAGCAGUGCAUGCAUCCUGACGAGUACCCUGCCGAGGUCAAUUCCGACGAAGCUCAAUAUCUUGUCUUCCAUCCGUCCAACGAUUGGCACCCUAGCUUCUUCGCGUACGGUACCGGAAAGUGGACUGGAAGCUUCAUGCACGAGGGCAAUAACCAUAUCCUCAAGAAAGUACGUCUUUUCAGCAGUGCGCAAAAACUUGCAAAACACCUCGACGACCACGCCAACUCUCAAGUCACCAAAACCCCCGAAGCUCUGCCGUUCACGUACAUCCUCCUACCUUCGACUACUACAUACACACUGCCAUUCACACUGUAUCUUCCCCAGCAUUUCCAGCAUGUGAGAGUCGUCGGCCAGACUGAUCGAAACGGCAAACCAUACUGCCGUGCCUGCAUCACUGGUGUCAACCCGUCUGAUGUCGUUGAUGUCGACUUGUUGGCAGAAGACGAGGCCCCUGAGUACCUCCCACGUGGAUCUACUUUUGAUAAGCGACUCUAUCCUCUUCUCUGCCUUAUCAUUGUGGUUCUCUGGUUUGAGGAGAUGUUCCGCCAGUUGUUCGGCUUGCUUGGAGAGAUUGUAUGGGAUCGGUGUGGAUGUUUGCUUUGGCCUUACUGA